AUGAUUCUACCAGCAAUAUGGUUAUUAAUUUUCAUAUGCUUUUUAACUUUAUUGGGCAAUCUUCUAGUUAUUUUGGCUGUCUAUCGUGAAACAACGUUACAUUCAGCAACGUAUUACUAUAUCGUUUCAUUGGCUGUCGCUGAUCUUUGCGUGGGAAUGAUCGUUAUUCCAUUAGCGAUUUGUUUUGAGUUAACUACACCAUCUUCUUUUCGCUUCUUAUGCCACCUAUGGCAUAUAUCCGACGUUGGCGCGUCAACCGCAUCAAUUCUUGCUCUCUGUGUUAUUGCACUCGAUCGAUACAUAGCAAUCACGUCACCGAUUCGAUAUCCACGAUCCUUCAUAGCUCGGCAUUCGUCAAUUGUUAUUGCAGGUAUAUGGUUUUGCUCAGCAAUCAUCGCUGGUCCAACUGUAAUGGUUCUUGGAGGAAAAGAUACUUCUAUAGUGUCAAAUAAAACUGCGAUGAAUGAAACAAUAUCUGAACGAUGUGAAUUUCCUUCUGAUCCCGUGUUUAUUUUGGUUUCGUCUUCCGUCUCUUUUUAUAUUCCAUUAUUGAUCAUGGUGUUUGUUUACGGACGAAUUUUGAUUUUUGCUCGUCGACAAAUGAUCGCAUUUCGACAAGGUUAUAAACAAACAACAAGCGGUGAAACAUAUCAAUUAUCGCCCAUCUUACCUCGAUUUUGUUUCCGGUCUGCGAAAAGUCGAAAUAUUUCAGCAGCAACGACGCUCGAAAACAUCAAUGCAAUAACGAAUACACCAGAGAAAAUAACUUUACGAAUACAUCGAGGAAAAUACUCUCGAUCACCAUCUCUUCCUCGUGUUACACCGACGGUGCGUCCUGCACUCGAACCUGUUUCAUUCCCUGUGCUAUUUGUUCAUCAUUUACGUAAACUUCGUCGUACACAAACCUGGUCACGAUUUUCGCGUGAACACAAAGCAACAAAAGUACUUGGUGUUGUCAUGGGUGUAUUUAUAGCAUGCUGGUUGCCAUUUUUCGUUUUUCUCGUGCUCACCGGUGUAUUUCGUUUAAAUUUUGAAAAAUCCAAAGAACAACUUUUUCGUCUUUUUACUUGGCUCGGCUACACUAAUUCAGCUCUGAAUUUUCUUCUCUAUGCAUUGACAUCAAGAGAAUUUCGUUUGGCAUUUAUGAAACUUCUCUGUCCUCGUCGUUAUGUUCAACGUUCACUGAAACGAUACGCCCAUAAACAACAACCUCAACAGAUUUAG
Adineta ricciae is the source of this 1224-nucleotide messenger RNA. Lineage: Eukaryota; Metazoa; Rotifera; Eurotatoria; Adinetida; Adinetidae. The record is from the annotation of a GenBank genome assembly.